UCGAUUAUAUGCCCGAUAUUGUUCGAGGUUGUACAUGAUGCGGUCGGUUUGAUGGCCGAUAUUAUUCAUGGUUGUGCUAGCCGCGGUCGAUUAUAUAGCCGAUAUUGUUCGAGGUUGUACAUGAUGCGGUCGGUUUGAUGGCCGAUAUUAUUUAUGGUUGUGCUAGCCGCGGUCGAUUAUAUGGCCGAUAUUGUUCGAGGUGGUACUAGAUGUGGUCGGUUGUGCGACUAAUAUCCACUGAGGUUGUGCGGUCAAUUUUAUGGCCGAUCUUGUUCAAGGUUAAGCUAAAUGCGGUCAUUAGUAGGGCCGUUACGGAUCUAGGUGUGGCACGCAUAGGGAUCCUGUGGGUCUUUUCGGUCAUUAAUAUGAUUAAGGAGUAAGGUCAAACCAUGGAGCAGGUGACAGGAUCCCUCCUUGUGGUCUGUGCUGUAUGGGGAAAUGUGGACGGGUUAAAUAUGAGCCUAAAUCUAGUAAAAUGAUUUAAGUUGGGUCUAUGCUGUAAUGAGUGGUCUGGUUAAUCAAUGUAAUGCGUGCCAGGGAUUUUUCAGGUAGAUAAAUGGGAGUCUGCCUGACCCAUGCUUAUUAAUAAGUAGCAGGUCAAAAGAGGGCUGUGUCAUGAACAAGGGUAAUGUGUGGGCAUGAGGUCAGAGCCUUUCAUUUGGGAGGGACGACUAUAACAUGGGGAGGAAUAUAAUGUUGGUGAUGCGGCGCGUGUCCUUGCCGCUGUUGCUACGCGGCACCGCUGUUGGUGAAGCGGCUCGUGUCUCUGCCGCUAUUGCUGAGCGGUACCGCUGUUGGUGAAGCGGCCUGUGUCUCUGCCGCUAUUGCUAAGCGGCACCGCUGCCAUGUUAGACGCGAAGGACGCCGGGACCCUGAACUUCAUGCUGUUCAGAAUGGGAUCCGGGGAUGCUGUUGCUGGAAUAAGCAAUUAAAAUCCCCACCCCGCAUUGUGACCAACCCAUCCUUGUUACGGACAACAAAACCGGCACAAAUAACUUCGCGUGGCACAUGUUGCUAAGAUAACACAAGAAGUACCUGUAACGUCUGUGCCCAAAAGAGUGUUUCGGUUGAGAACUUAUUUCAUGUGGCAUUGUAGAUGGAAGUAUCGUCCAGCACUGCAAGGUGCCCGAACAUUCGUAACUCGUUAGUAAGGAAAUCGUGUGCCGUUCAUUGUGGAGAAGAUCUGCUUGCAUAUCCAACUUCAGGGAAUGCACCCGGAGGACAUAUUCCGGCCGAGUAGUAGUCAUGCCACGAUAGAAAACCUGAGGGCCCCGUUCGACUCCCGCGGAGAAGCCAGCCUGGACGAGUGUGGCAACAUCAUGGCAUCGCAGGCAUGCUCAAGGUGUUCUUCAGGGCCUGUCAGGAUGACCGCCCAGUUCUUUGCCAUACAUGAAAGGUACCCGAAGGACCCCAAAUCGUGUGUGAUUUAUCUGAAACCUCUGCUGAAGAAGCCGCCAAAUGAACAUUAUGACUUUCUGAAGCACGUGAUACGCUUCCUGGCCAUCGUCGCAUGCAACGAGCAGGUCAACAAGAUGAGCCCUAUGGCCAUGGCCAUUGUGUGUGGACCCAAUCUGUUCAUGUCUGGAAAGGGAUUAAUUGCGCUGUUCACGGAAGCGGAUGAGGACGCUCCAAACGUGUACCAGGAGAGAAAAAGGAACAAUUAAGGGCCCGACCGCCCUCUCCCCGCCCAAAUUGAGUAUAAUCGAGCCCAAAGUAUCAAUGGAGGACUGUAAAGUGGGGAGGAGUGUGGUGAAAUGGCCGAACUGUCAUGGGACCGUUUCGGACAAUCGGUACACUAGCCGCAAAGAACGCAGGGAACCAGAGUGCCUACCUAGAUCUGUGAAGAACAAGUGUUGUAUUAUUGUUACUGUUACUUUUAUCUGUUUGAAUCCUGUCGAAGGCACCAUGAUCGAUGAGAUCUUCAUCUACCUAUGUGUAUAGGUAACAUUGUAGUAAUGUUAUUUCACUACAGUAAGCUAUUUGUGUAAGCAACUUCUUAUUUGUUGUCCGUCAGAGAAAGGUGUGUUUUUUCGCAUAUUAGAAACUUAAUCUGCACCCGAUGUUAACGAAACUUACACAGGCUGUGUAUGCUCAUAAAAUUACGGUAGGUAAUAAAUGAAUAAUCACUGGGCCAGAUAACACUUGUGAAACCAGAAGUUAUUUGUGUAAGAAUUGAAAAGUAUCCAGUGUUUGCAUUAUACAAAUAAUCAUGUAAAUGACUAUUUCAUGUGUAUAAAUGAUUAAUGUUUGCGCUUAGAUUAUCUUUGUAUCCCGAAUAACAAAUCAAAUUCAGGCAAAUUACCAUGUCUUUCGGAAACAUACAUAAUUUAAAUAUAACUGCUUUGUUAAUAUCUAUGAAAUUUAAUCCCAUAACAAUGUGCGAUUUUUUUUUUAUCUGGUGAACCAGA
Messenger RNA from Dreissena polymorpha, 2408 nucleotides. Its product is annotated as bargin-like. The transcript has 2 exons. Gene Ontology annotation, biological process: signal transduction. Bases 1209 to 1664 code for a protein of 151 amino acids. The record is from RefSeq and is a predicted model, not a curated record. NCBI's taxonomy places the organism in Eukaryota, Metazoa, Mollusca, Bivalvia, Myida, Dreissenidae.